GGAGGAGGCGGGAGUUCGGGACCGGCGCCUUCUCCUUGCUCCUCGGGGUCGUGGCCUUGCUCCCGCCGUGCAAGGGAAGAGUCCGGGCGUAUCCACGCGCGUGUGUGCGCGUGGGGCCUGAAGUGCUCGUGCGUCCAGCUAGGUCUCUGUGGGGGCAGAAGCAGGAGCCAUGGGCGGGACCUCCAGCACCCGCCGGGUCACCUUCGAGGCGGACGAGAAUGAGAACAUCACCGUGGUGAAGGGCAUCCGGCUUUCAGAAAAUGUGAUUGAUCGUAUGAAGGAAACCUCCCCAUCUGGUUCGAAGUCUCAGCGGUAUUCUGGCGCUUAUGGUGCCUCAGUUUCUGAUGAAGAAUUGAAAAGAAGAGUGGCUGAGGAGCUGGCGUUGGAGCAAGCCAAGAAAGAGUCUGAAAAUCAGAAACGACUUAAGCAAAGCAAAGAACUGGACCGAGAGAGGGCUUUUGCCAAUGAGCAGUUAACCAGAGCUAUUCUUCGAGAAAGGAUAUCAAGUGAAGAAGAACGAGCCAAGGCAAAGCACCUGGCUAAGCAGCUGGAAGAGAAAGAUCGAGUGAUAAAGAAGCAGGAUGCAUUCUACAAAGAGCAGCUGGCUAGACUGGAGGAGAGGAGCUCAGAAUUCUACAAAGUCACCACCGAACAAUAUCAGAAAGCAGCUGAAGAGGUGGAAGCCAAGUUCAAGCGGUAUGAGUUUCAUCCUGUCUGUGCUGAUCUGCAAGCCAAAAUUCUUCAGUGUUACCGCCAGAACACCCAGCAGACCCUCAGCUGCUCUGAUCUGGCCAACCAGUACAUGCGCUGUGUCAAUCAGGCCAAACAGAACAUUUGUCACGGAAGGAAUGAAACCAGAUCCAUGCAUGAAGCAGGAGGAUAAAGAACAGCCCUUGCUGGUCAGGGACAGACAGAGAGUGAGAACACAAGCAUGCUUGAGAAGGGAGGAUAAACUCAACUUUUAGAACAAGCAAAACUCCUCAACGUUAAUUCCAGAGGCGGAACAUUUUUUUUUUUUCCUAGUGAGAAAGUAACCCAUUUAAAGAGAAGACGAUUAAAGAGAAGCACCAGAGAGCAGAUUCAGCCGAAGCACAUCCCAGUUUGAGUAGCUGCAGUGUGAAAAGCCGAGGCCUAGAUCAGGUAUCUGCCAGCAAGGACACUGCAGUGUUAGUCAACCCAUUUAUGACCAUUAAAAGAGAAAGGCACCCCCUCCA
Messenger RNA from Panthera uncia (snow leopard), 1214 nucleotides. RefSeq names its product coiled-coil-helix-coiled-coil-helix domain containing 3 (gene CHCHD3). Gene Ontology annotation, cellular component: mitochondrion; MICOS complex. Gene Ontology annotation, biological process: inner mitochondrial membrane organization. The coding region runs from base 170 to 883 and encodes 237 amino acids. The record is from RefSeq and is a predicted model, not a curated record. Lineage: Eukaryota; Metazoa; Chordata; Mammalia; Carnivora; Felidae. The transcript has 9 exons.